AUGGCCAACACUGCUGCAAUCCUGAUAACCGCGCGUCCCUACGCUGAAUUACUGAUGGAGGCGGCAGAGUCAUGCCGAGACCAGAAGGUGCAGAAGGUCGCCUACCGGGUCGCGAGAAAGGUGCCGUCGGAAGCGUGGACCACUGGGAAGCCUCACGUGAGGAAGCUCGUAGAAGAGUGGAACUGGACUACGCUUACGGAUCUGCUCUGGGUGGGCGACUCAUACGGACAGUGCCUCACAUACCUCAGGGCUCCGUCAACGGCAGUUGGGAUGCUCGAAGAGGUGUUCCAGAUUAGGAAGACGUGGAAGCCCGAUGCCGACGAGACUGCGACGACACUCGCGCUUUAA
This is a messenger RNA of Cladophialophora carrionii CBS 160.54, 348 nucleotides long. RefSeq lists its product as uncharacterized. Bases 1 to 348 code for a protein of 115 amino acids. The record is from RefSeq and is a predicted model, not a curated record. The transcript has a single exon. NCBI's taxonomy places the organism in Eukaryota, Fungi, Ascomycota, Eurotiomycetes, Chaetothyriales, Herpotrichiellaceae.